GCCUAAAAUAAAACAUAACACGACCCAAGUAUUAUGGGGUAAUUGAGCGUUUUUUUGUUCUGUUAACUCCACAUAACGCUGUCACUCGCUAUCACCCUGGACGCAUCUAUUAUUUAGCCAAUAAUUAACUGUUAGCCUGCGGAUUCUUCUGCCGGGGCGCCCAUUUUCAGCACGAGUUGCCAUACCUAUCAACCCAUUGCAACAACGCAACCCUAUUUAAAGCGUUAAUAAUCCAGGUAGUGGGGUAAUGUAAGAUAACAACUGUUUUCUAUGCUACCGGUUUGAUAUAGAUUUUGAAAACGGUUAAUUAUUCAAAUUUUGUUUGUUUUUAAACAAAAUUGACCCUUGACCAGUGACGUGAUCCCCAUGCUUAGAAAGGCAAAAACAAGAUUUGUUUCUCUGCUCUUUGGUUCCUGUACAAAAACGGGAACAUGAAGUUUUUGGAGCUUUUUGGGCGCCUAAAAUCUGUGGUUAUUGGAAUGAUCCAUGUCAAAGCCUUACCAGGCACCCCCCUGAGUUGUAUGAAAAUGUCCCAAAUCACUGAAGAAGCAUGCAGGGAGGCAGCAAUCUACCGUGAUGCGGGGAUUGAUGGUGUGAUCAUUGAAAACAUGCAUGAUAUUCCUUAUUCCUUCUCUGUGGGCCCUGAGGUGUGUGCCUGUAUGACUGCAGUAUGCACCGCUGUGAGAAGCAUCUGUCCAUUCCUGCCACUCGGAGUGCAAAUACUGUCUUCUGCUAACCAGCAGGCACUAGCCGUAGCUCUGGCUUCAGGUCUGGAUUUCAUCAGGGCUGAGGGUUUUGUCUUUUCUCAAGUGGCUGAUGAGGGCCUCCUGAAUGCCUGCGCCGGGGACUUACUGAGAUAUCGCAAGCAGAUUGGAGCUGAGCGUGUGCAGAUCUUCACCGACAUCAAAAAGAAGCACAGCUCCCAUGCCCUAACAUCAGAUGUGAGCAUUGAAGAGAUGGCGCGUGCCGCUGAGUUCUUUCUCUCAGAUGGACUCAUCAUCACAGGAGUGGCCACUGGCAUGCGGGCUGACCCGCGGGAGCUCAGAGAGGUUUCCCAAUCUGUGAGAAUCCCAGUGCUUAUAGGUUCUGGAGUGACCUAUGACAACAUUGAACGCUACCUUGAUGCAAAUGGAAUGAUCAUCGGUUCUCAUUUCAAGGAGGGUGGCCACUGGGCCAAUGCAGUUGACCCGGAGCAAGUGAAGAGGUUAAUGGGAAAGAUACGUGACUUUCGAAAAUGAGAGGGAAGGUUUUCUGUCAUCAUCCCAGUGCCUUAAACAUGUUUAAUUCCAUUGAUCAAUUGCUGUAUGUACUGCUACAAUAAACACAUACAGCCACCACCUUAAGAAAACAA
Siniperca chuatsi (mandarin fish) is the source of this 1351-nucleotide messenger RNA. RefSeq lists its product as uncharacterized. Bases 432 to 1238 code for a protein of 268 amino acids. The record is from RefSeq and is a predicted model, not a curated record. NCBI's taxonomy places the organism in Eukaryota, Metazoa, Chordata, Actinopteri, Centrarchiformes, Sinipercidae. The transcript is spliced from 6 exons.